This is a messenger RNA of Echinops telfairi (small Madagascar hedgehog), 3222 nucleotides long. RefSeq names its product oxoglutarate dehydrogenase L (gene OGDHL). Gene Ontology annotation, biological process: tricarboxylic acid cycle. Gene Ontology annotation, cellular component: mitochondrion; oxoglutarate dehydrogenase complex. The transcript has 15 exons. Gene Ontology annotation, molecular function: oxoglutarate dehydrogenase (succinyl-transferring) activity; thiamine pyrophosphate binding. Lineage: Eukaryota; Metazoa; Chordata; Mammalia; Afrosoricida; Tenrecidae. The coding region runs from base 445 to 2460 and encodes 671 amino acids. The record is from RefSeq and is a predicted model, not a curated record.
CUAAGAAAUGCAGUAGGGAUUUUGCUCCAUUUUUUCCCAGAGACCCAGCCAGGUGUCUCAGUAUUGUUUAGGAGUCUCUUCCCUUACUUUCACAUCUACUGUAAUCUGGGACACACUAUUUUUUUUCACCACUCUCACUACUUCUAGACACCUUAGGUCUAUUGUGGUUGAUAAUGCUGAGAUGAUAAUACUUGAUUUCAGAGCUUGAAGAAGUGGGUGGUGCAUUAUGGAUCCCGAAGGAACCAGCUUCCCUCAGUCUAGCCUGGAGGGGUGGUGAGGGGAAGGAUAGCGAGAAGACGGUGGGGAUCAGGGAUGGUGCAACCUUCCUUGAGCAGGACCCAGGUCUUUUGGGGCACCAUAGGAAACUGUUGACUUGAAUAUCUGUCUAUCCAGUUCUUUGUUUUCAACCUCCAGGGCUCUGGGGAUGUCAAAUAUCACCUGGGCAUGUACCACGAGAGAAUCAAUCGGGCCACAAAUAGGAAUAUCACUUUGUCACUUGUGGCCAAUCCCUCCCACCUAGAGGCUGUAAACCCUGUGGUGCAAGGAAAGACAAAGGCUGAGCAGUUCUACCGUGGGGACUCAGAGGGCAAGAAGAUCAUGUCCAUUCUAGUACAUGGGGAUGCUGCCUUUGCUGGUCAGGGAGUGGUCUACGAGACCUUCCACCUGAGCGACCUGCCCUCUUAUACCACCAACGGUACUGUGCACAUCGUUGUCAACAACCAGAUUGGCUUCACCACAGACCCCCGAAUGGCUCGCUCCUCACCAUAUCCCACAGACGUGGCCCGUGUGGUUAAUGCACCCAUCUUCCACGUGAACUCAGAUGACCCAGAGGCAGUGAUAUAUGUAUGCAGUGUGGCAGCUGAGUGGAGGAACACCUUCAACAAAGAUGUCGUUGUAGACCUGGUUUGCUACCGCCGGCGUGGCCACAAUGAGAUGGAUGAGCCCAUGUUCACACAGCCGCUCAUGUACAAGCAGAUCCACAGGCAGGUGCCUGUGCUGAAGAAGUAUGCAGAUAAGCUCAUUGCUCAGGGCAUCGUCACCCUUCAGGAAUUUGAGGAAGAAAUUGCCAAGUAUGACAGAAUCUGUGAGGAGGCUUAUGGCAGAUCCAAGGACAAAAAGAUCCUGGAUAUCAAACACUGGCUGGACUCUCCUUGGCCAGGCUUUUUCAACAUGGAUGGAGAGCCUAAGAGCAUGACAUGCCCAGCCACCGGCAUUCCUGAGGACAUGCUGACCCACAUCGGCACUGUGGCCAGUUCUGUGCCCCUGGAGGGCUUCAGAAUCCACCCAGGUCUUUCUCGUAUCCUGCGGGGUCGGGCAGACAUGACCAAGAAGCAGAUGGUGGACUGGGCACUGGCAGAGUACAUGGCCUUCGGCUCUCUCCUGAAGGAGGGCAUCCAUGUCCGGCUGAGUGGGCAGGAUGUGGAGAGAGGCACGUUCAGCCACCGGCACCAUGUUCUCCAUGACCAGGAUGUUGACCGGAGGACAUGCGUACCCAUGAACCACCUCUGGCCUGACCAGGCACCCUACACUGUAUGCAACAGCUCUCUCUCGGAAUAUGGGGUCCUGGGCUUUGAGCUCGGCUAUGCCAUGGCCAGUCCUAAUGCCCUGGUCCUCUGGGAGGCUCAGUUUGGUGACUUCCACAACACAGCCCAGUGCAUCAUCGACCAGUUCAUCAGCACUGGCCAAGCCAAGUGGGUGCGGCACAAUGGCAUCGUACUGCUGUUACCCCAUGGCAUGGAGGGCAUGGGCCCAGAGCACUCUUCGGCCAGGCCUGAGAGGUUCCUGCAGAUGAGCAAUGAUGACUCAGAUGCCUACCCUGCAUUCACUGAGGAUUUCGAGGUGAGCCAGCUAUAUGACUGCAACUGGAUUGUGGUUAACUGCUCCACACCAGCCAGCUAUUUCCAUGUUCUACGCCGGCAGAUCUUGCUGCCCUUUCGAAAACCUCUGAUCAUCUUCACACCCAAAUCUCUGCUGAGGCACCCAGACGCCAAGUCCAGCUUUGACCAGAUGGUAUCUGGGACCAGCUUCCAGCGAGUGAUCCCUGAGGAUGGGCCUGCAGUGCGGGCUCCAGAGCAGGUACGGCGCCUCAUCUUCUGCACAGGCAAGGUGUACUAUGAUCUGGUGAAGGAGCGGAGCAGCCAGGGCUUGGAAGGGCAAGUGGCCAUCACACGCCUGGAACAGAUAUCUCCAUUCCCCUUUGACCUGAUCAAGCAGGAAGCAGAGAAGUAUCAAGGUGCAGAGCUGGUCUGGUGCCAGGAGGAGCACAAGAACAUGGGCUACUAUGACUACAUCAGUCCACGCUUUAUGACCAUCCUGAGCCGCGCACGGCCCAUCUGGUAUGUUGGCCGUGACCCAGCAGCUGCACCAGCUACAGGAAAUAGGAACACUCACCUGGUGUCACUGAAGAAGUUUCUAGACACUGCUUUCAAUCUUCAGGCCUUUGAGGGCCAGACAUUUUAGGGGUUGGCAAAGCCUGCUGUGGUCUUACCAUGGGGGUGGCUAGAGCUGAGGGGGCUGGGGUGGCAUGGCUUCUUAGGCCCAGUGAUACAAUUAAGUCACUCAGUGAUUGAGACCUGAGAGCUUGUGUCCACAGUAUGCCAACUUUGGCCUUCAGGUAUGUUUCAGAAUCUAUUAGGAUUGAGAAAACCAGAGUGGUCUGAGAGAUAGCGUUUCAGUUCCAGAGUGUUCUCCAGCUACCGUGGUGUGUGUAAGUAAUUGAUGCUACAUCUCUAGUUAAUCUCUGUGAACACAGCCACUAGCAAGCCCAUUUCUUUGGGCUCACUCAUCCUGAAAGAUUCAACUCUGUCUCCCCCUUUCUUAGUUUAUCUGUAGAUUCAAAGGAAUGCUUUUGUGCUCUUAGAAAUAGAGAUUUCAGCAAUAACAGCCAGGUGACAUAAAAUUGUGCUUGGAUGAUUUAUAUGUGCUGUUUGUUGGGGUGUGUUAAUAAGAUAUAUCAGCUUCCAUGUAAAAUACAGCCAUAGCUCAUGUGUACCAAAGUAGAAAACCAAAUAACAGAGAAAUAAACAAUUCAUAAGGGAUUUUCAUGUUCUAUAGUAGGCAGUGGGGUGAUGGUUUCAAAUAUGGUGUUGGAUAGGAAGAUAAAAACAACCUGUAGCAGAUAAAAUAUUUGCCUCAGGAUACAAAAUGUAUAUGAGUUGUUAAAAUGUAAAACUGCUCUGUAAACCUUCACCCAAUUCACAAUAAAAUUAUUUUAUAAAAAUG